Oldenlandia corymbosa var. corymbosa is the source of this 7522-nucleotide messenger RNA. Lineage: Eukaryota; Viridiplantae; Streptophyta; Magnoliopsida; Gentianales; Rubiaceae. The record is from the annotation of a GenBank genome assembly.
CGGACGGAUCUCUUUGGACAGUGAAAGUUAAUUAAUUUUGUUCAUGCACAAUUCCAACGCCCCAAACUUAAGGAUAUCUAUACUAAGUGAAAAGAAAAUAAAUUAUUACUACUACGUACCACACCUCAAACAGCUGAAUCAAACAUUAAUUAACCACUAAAUGACAUAAAGUUAAUAUAUUCUCCCAAUUUCCUAAAUAAUUCUACUGAAAAGUGAAAACUUCAAGAGAACAAAAAGAGUUACCGUGCACUGGGGUCAGUCAGAAUCAAAUGGCUGCCGAGAAGAAGAAGAAAGUCAUACAUACUGUUCCAACAACACGGCCUUCAGAUUAGACCCGGAAUCUUCAUACUUCUUCUCCCCAGUUUUCUGUUUUUGCCUCUAUGUUCAAUCUUGUACAUCUCUAAUCAACUCCUGGAGGCUGGAUCAUUUUUGCAGUUCAUAGCAGAGUCCUUUUUCACAGAUAUAGUUGUUGAAGAAUAAGUGAGAUGAGCAAUGAGGAGGAUUUGAGCAGUGGGCAACUAUUGCGAGAUAUUGAGGAAAUAAGCCAAGCUCUAUAUCUGCAGAGAGGCCCAACCAAGGCAUUGCUAUCUCAGUCUCACCUUGGGUCUGAUACUAAGGCUGCUAUACAUGAUGUCUCCCACAAGAACAAGAAAUCAUCAAUUUGGCGGUGGAAUCCCAUAAAGACUUUGACGCAUUUACGUAGUCAUCAUAGAUUCAAUUGUUUAUUCUUUCUCCAUGUACAUUCGAUCGAGGGUCUGGCCUCAAAUUUCAAUGAUCUCAAGCUCUGUGUAAACUGGAAAAGGAAGGAUGAGGUGUUCCGGACUCAGCCGGUUCGAGUUUCCCAGGGAAUAGCUGAAUUUGAAGAAACUUUGAUGCAUCAAUGUUCUGUUCAUGUUAACAGAAAUGGACCCCAAAAUUCAUUGAAGUAUGAGCCCAAACUCUUCCUUCUUCAGGCUUCCGUUGUUGGGGCUCCAACACUAGAUAUUGGGAAUCACUGGGUGGACCUGGCGAGGUUGCUUCCUCUGACGUGGGAGGAAUUGGAGGAGGAAAAGAGGACUGCAGGGAAAUGGACUACGAGUUUUAAGCUUAAAGGCAAGGGCAAAGGCGCGGUGCUGAAUGUUAGUUUUGGAUUUACUAUUCCAGGGGAUGGUUCAUUUGAUGCAAGUCAUUUUGUGAAGGUUUCUGAUAUUAUUGGGGUCAGUGCUCAUGUGUGUCCACCUCCAGAUGUUGCCGGAAUUAGCCUUAGUAGUGCUCUUAAUAGGCUUAGUAGUAUUUCAAGAAAAACAUCCAACGAAAUGCACCAUGUUUCUUCACAGUCAUUAGAUAUGGACUUUCUUCUUGAAGCAUCCGCCAAACGAAAGUCUGAGCUUGCUCAAUCAGUUACUCUCUUGUACCAGAAACUUGACGAAGGGAAAGUUUCUAAUCUUAAUGAGUCUCAAAAUCUGGUGCCACUUAGUGCCAAAUCUGCUUCAUUAACUGAAACUAUUUGUGGAGGUUCUGAGGAUCUUGAAGAUAUAGAUUUUGAUGUUAUUGAACAGGGUAUUGAAUUGCCGACAAUUGAUGAGCUGAAGCUUGAGCAUUCUCAAAGUGCUCAGGAAUCUGUCAUUCAAGCUUCAGAUGAUGCAGAAAUAUUUUCUGAAGAUUUGGCAAGUUCUAAUGAGAGAUGGAAACCAAGUUCGGGGAAUGAGCUUGAUUUUGAUAGUAUCAUUAAAUAUGCUGAGGAAAUCUCGUAUGAAGAGGAUGGCGAAGGUGUAAAAGUACCAUCUGGGGAUGAACCCCAAAUGGUUUCAUAUAAUUUCUUAGCUACCAAAUCACCAGAUCCGAAUGCUUUUUUUAAUGUUAGCAAGAUUAUUGAGCAAGAGAACAAUGUGGAGCCCAAUCUUAGCCAUGGGGCAGGUAGGAUGGUAAGAUCACGUAGUCUAGAUGAUGUUAACGAAUUAGUGGCUAAUGAGUUUCUUGAUACGUUUGGCCAUGAUGACAAUGCUAUAGAUAUGAGUUCUGAUAAUAGCGAGCCUGAGUCUCCAAGAGAGCGUCUACUCAGACAGUUUGAAAAGGAAUGCCAUAUGUUCGGAGAGUCGGUUCUUGACUUGGACUCAGUUACAGAAGAUAUGGAAGGCAAUGGUUUUUCUCGAACUGGCUCUGGCCGGUUUGCAUGCUCUGAUGAUUUUGAUUUGUCGAUGGCUAUCCAAGAAGCUGAAAAAGAGUAUAACAGGGUGAGUCAGUCAUUAAGAAGCCGAAGAAAUGCAAAAAUGCUUGAAAACUUGGAAACUGAAACUCUAAUGCAAAGUUGGGGUCUAAAUGAGAAGCUUUUCCAGAACUCCCCUCAAACCAUUUCUGGUGGAUUUGGAAGCCCAAUCUAUGUUGCUCCUGAAGAACCUUCAGAAUUGCCUCCUCUAGGAGAAGGUUCUGGCCCUAUUAUUCAGAUCUCUGGUGGAGGGUUUCUACGAUCGAUGAGUUCAUCUCUGUUUAGAGGGGCAAGAAAUGGUGCAAAGCUGAUAAUGCAAGUUUCUAAUCAAGUUGUCCUACCAGCUAUAAUGGGUUCAGACGUGAUAGACAUACUACGCCACUGGGCAUCUGGGGGAGCUGAACAUAUGUUUUUUGAAGCAAAUGAAGUGAUGCCUUUGCAAGACAUUACUGGAAGGACGAUGCAACAAAUCAGCCUGGAAAAUGAAUGUAGUGCAGAAGUUCUUGAUAGGGUGAAUACUUGCUCGUUUUGCAUGCAGAAGACUGAUGGAGACUCCGUGGCUGUUCAGAAUGCUCACCACCUGUGUUUAGGCUCUGAAUCAGAAGAUUUGCUUUCGGAAUACGUUUCUCUGGAAAACCUUGUUCCUUUAGCGUUGGCUAAUAUUGAGGCUCUUUCAAUUGAAGGGUUAAGGAUUCAGUCUGGUUUGUCAUAUGAAGAAGCACCAUCAAGAAUAAUGCCUCAUUUUAUCCGAAACUGUAAUGCCAAAGGUGAAGGAUUUAAACUGGAUGAAGUUGUUGGCCCUUCAGGAGUAACCGCGUCUCAAUUUUCGGAUUUCACAAAUGAGAACUUUACUGGGUUGAUGAAACUUUCUAUCUCCUUGGAUAAUUAUAUCAGAUUAGAUGCACAAGGAGUUGAUUAUGAAGGUGAAGUUGAUGGAUAUACACUGAAACUCUUAGAAUCCCAUUAUGCAAAAUUCUCGAAUGUGGACAGUGAACAGCUAACAACGACAGGAACCGGGCGUGGUUUGUUUGGUAACAACUUCACAUUAGCGUUUAGGUUGCAACUCAGAGACCCAUUUCGUGAUUUUGAAAUGGUUCGUGAACCUAUGCUUGCUUUGAUUCAAGUAGAAAAACUCUCUGUUUCUCCACACCAAGAAAUGGCCAACAUGAGCACAGAAACAGAUUUCGGCCACAAUCAAUCUAACUUGGGUGAAGCAGCCUGCUUUCAAGAGAAUGAUGAGAAGAUGAUCUCUCAGGUCACUCCACUUUUUAAAAUAUCUGAGGUACACGUUGCAGGCAUCAAUAUUGUGUCAGCUGGUAGGCAAGUCCUGAUAACUGGAAAACAGAAUCAUUCUGGGGCUCGAUGGUUUCUUUCUAGUGGUAUUAAUAGGAUCAGUAAGAGACCUCCUUCCCUAUCAAAUGCUAUAGUUAAACCAUCCUCACAAUUUCUGGGUAAGCCAGCUGGGGAGAUUCUGUGGAGCAUUUCUUCUCACGUGCAAAAAGCAACCAAAUGGAAAGAAUUGGCCAAGUUGAAUAUUCAUGUGCGGAAUCCUGAUAUUUUUCUUCCAAGUGGAUCUGUUUGGUCUUCAAAAGCAUAAAAGACGUAUCAUGUUUAAUCAAGGUCAUGAUUCAGUUGGUAAGAUAUGUGUUUCAGUAGAACAGGUAUAUAUUACUAACAUGCAUAGUUGUCCUCUGGUUGAAAAUGAUUAGCUAGCUUAUUCAUGAAACCGUUUAAUUAGUGCCAACCUACAGAAAAGUGAGAUAAACACAAUCUUUUGUCUUUAGCCUGAUGUGAGUAUUGCCAUCUGUAUCCUGUUCAUAGAAGAAGUCUGUUUGCUGUUUUGUUAUUGUCAAAGAAGAUGCUCUGCCUCCUUGUCAACUUAGGAGACAUCUUGAGCUCUUAAUCCGUGUUAGGUUUUUGGUGGAGUCGGGAAUGGAGUGGGUUGGAAUUGAGUAGUUAUCAUAUAGAAACUGCAAUCCUCGUGGGAAAAAAAUCUCCACAAGGAACCAACCACUAGCAUUACAUUUAAUUUACGGAACCUAUAUCUGUUCUAAGAGUGCAUGAGGUACAACAUCCGGUUAUCUAGUUUGUCUAGUUAAAACUGCCAAGAACAGAUGGAAGACAUCUGAAAAAAAGGGGGAUUUAAGAUUGUCAACUGAGAUGGAUGUUGCCAAUGCUCGGCACUCAUAAAAACUUCUUGCUACAUAUUUGAUGCUGACACUAGUGGAGAAGCUUUGAACCCUCUUGAGGUGGUCAUAAUUGAGAAGGACCUUGAUGGUUAUGGAUGCCCUCAUAAGUCGUUAUUACAUACUUUUGGUCCUCAUUGUCUCUUUCAACUCGCUUCUUCACAGGGCAACCUUCCACUGAGCACCUGUAGUAAUUCCUGUUGAUUACAUUAUAUGAACAUGUCAAGAGUCUGCGAUGAAUGUUGGCUGUUGAUGCUUUUCUGUAAAUAUCUGUAUGCUGGAUUUCAAGCUUAAGGUGGCAGGAGUAAAAAGAUGAUGGGAAAUUUUUUUGGUAUGUAAUGGGUGUGAAGGCCUUCCUUCUAGAACAGGAUGUGGAGGAUUCAUCUUUUACCUUAAAGAAUAAAUUUUAAAAGAAAAUCAGAGAUUCCUCUCCACUUACUGGGAAGUCCCCUUUUAUAUGAAUAGAAUUGACUAAGAGGUCGUGAGAUGAAAACGUUGCAAAAUUGUCUUUUUUUUUUUUUCCUCUGUCAAGACUUAUGACCAUUAUAUUAGUUUUAAACAUACAUAGUACACUCUCCUUUUCCAACCAACAAAAAUGUCUGUUUUAUUUCAAUGUUUUGGUUCGAAAACAAAAAUAACUUUUCUUGGAUAAGAGUAAUUGACAAAAAUCAGAAAAUGUAUUUAUUAAAAUAUUCUUCAUUCUAUCAAAUCUAAAGUUUAUAAUAAGCAUAAUAGCAAAAUGAUCAUCUUUUUCAAAAGGGAUAUUUUUGUAAUUUAUUAAGGGGAAGAGAGAAAUAAUUAACAAGAAUGUCCAAAAUAAAGAUAUAUAUAUAUAUUUUUGAUAUAUCAUUAAGCACCGGGUGUUCGAAGUCAUUGCUCUAAUUAUUGCGAAUUCGAGCCAUAUAAUACUUUACUGUUAUAGUUCAUACCAUUAAACCAACGUUAAUGUGAUUAAAAAUAUAUAUAUAUAUAUAUAUCACAAAAGAUAUGAGUCGGAUAAAUAUCUUUUGAGAGACAAAACUCUCCUAACAAGUUAUUUUGGCUUGAGUAGAGAAAAAUCUUUUGUGUGAUAUCUGUUCCGCUCCACUCUUUUGAGAAAAUUACAUGUAAUUUUAAUUUGUAACGUUUGGAGCCUAAAUUUUCCAUAUAAAAUAAGUUACUGCAAAACUUGCAGUACUUCCAUUUUUUAAAGUUUUGAUGAUAUAUACCUGUAGGUGCGGUUAUUCAAAAAAAAACAAAAAAAAAGAAAGAAGGCUAAAAAAAAAAAAAAAAUUUAUUAUAUUCCAAGAUAGAUAGGCAGAAUCUUCGUAACGUAGAAAGGGAAGAAGACUCAAGCUUUUCAUUUUGAUGUAUGAAUUCCAAAUCAGUUAGUUACUUCGUGGUCAAAGUAUCAAACUCUUCAAUUCUUGUUAUAAUAAGAAAAUCAUGCGGCCGGCAAUAACGAACGACGAUUGAUCAGCGAAUUAAUAAUGACAAGUAAGCAUCCUUCAAAGUUGAAAAUAAUAAUUACUGUGUAGCAAUAGUAAUAAAUGACAAGUUACCCACGGUUGUUGGUGUCCACAUUAUUUGACAAGGUUAAAAAGUGGGAUUAUGGGUAAUUGUUCCCAAUGAUGUUGUAAAUAAAAAGAAGAUUCCAUAGAUUUAAGGAGACUUGAUAAAAAAAUGCUUCCUAUUGGUUAAGGUAAACUUGUCAUUGAGGUAUGAAAAUUAAUUGAAAGGCAAGAGGCAAUUUAAUGGGUACUCUUUUAGAUGGAAGGAUUCACACCGACUGUAAUUGUAUAUAUAUAGUUUUCCCAAUAAGAAAAACCAACAAAAAAUGUUGAUUUCCCAAAAUCAAAUGAAACUAUUCUGUACUUGAUCGAUGAAGAGAGAAAAUGUGUACCUUGGGUUAGGACUGUUUUUCACCAUUUUCUUGCCAUACUUUCUCCAUUUGAAGCCAUCAUCUAGAAUUUCAAUGUCUGACUUGGUUUUGAAUGCAAUCUUUUCCCUCACUACCUUCUUCCCCUUUCCACUUGCACCAGUAGUAGUACUCCCCCCACUGUCUCCAGUCUCCCCUGAAAAAUCUACACUGAAUUGUAUAAUAUGCAUGAAAUGAAAUAAUUUAUCGACUGAAACCAAAGUCAUAUGGUAUAUGGUUCGAUCCUUAAUUUCCAACCCCCCCAUGCAACUAAUCUUGUUAUAUUGUGAUAGAAAUCCGAGUUCGGUAAAUUUAUUACUACUCAUUCGUCGCUCUAAAUUAACGUUAAUUACUAAUUGAUUUUGAACUGAAACGUUGUAACGGUUUUUCUAGUAAUACUACCCUUAAAAACAAAAGACUCUCAGGAACAAAAAAUUAUGCUUACUUGUAUCAGUAUUUUCAUGUUGCUGAAUGUUGUUGGUUCCAGCCAUUUCAUCACGAAGAGGCCAAGUAGUUUGGUGGGCAAAGCCAACUGACUGUGAACCCAUCAUUAACGUACACGGAUCUACAUCCAUCCAAUCAUCAAGCCCGAAGAACUCCGAAACCUGGAACUCCGACGGGUUGCUAACACCAUAUACUCUGGCGGAGGCGCCGCUGUCUUCCGGCGGCGUCCCUGAGUUACUAGCCGGCGGAUCAUUAUGAUUAUAAGGAGAGUAGUAGCUUCCAUGAUGACCGCCAUCCAUGGUGGCUGAUGAUGAAGAAGUAGUGAAUGAGUGGCGGAUCGAAGUUCAUGAGAGUUUUAUGGUGGAAGUGAAGUUGUUUCGUGGGGAGCUUCGUGCCAUGUCCGAAGAAGCUUCAAAGGGCCGGUUUGAUUGAUGGUGAAGUGUGUUUUGGAGAGAAGAAGAAGGGUGGCUAAGGAAUUUAAUGGGCCCAUUCCAGAAAAGGAGUAUAAGAUUGUUUGACAUCCAAAUAAUCGUCUUCUUUCUUUUGAUGAUGAUGAUACUGAGAAUUGACGGUGACCCCUUUGGGUGGUGGGGUACGCCGGAGACGACUUGGGCGUCGACUUUUCUCUCUUUCGCUUUUGGUUUUCUUUUUUGGAGGUUUUACUCCUCCAAAGUACAGUAAUACUACGUACCCAAUAGAAAUGCGUUUAGUGUUAUAGUUAAUAGUUGUUUAUUUUGGGUUCGACACCAAAAAAUGUGGUACGUGAAACGAACACAUAUUUAUUAUACUUGCGCUCGACUUAAAUGGGAA